CUUGUAGACCCAUUGCCGUCCAGCCUUCGUUGGACAUCCCAAACUAGAGAUCCUGCAGCCGAGCGCUUCAUCGCCCUUGCGAUGUGGUGGAAAUCUGUGGCGCUGCUUUGCCUCGCGAGAAGUGAGAUCUCAGGGCCGGUCUUGGUGCCAGUGCGCGAGCUCAAAGGCUGCUGUCCUGACAACAAGGGCCAGUGGCACUCCUGCUGCAGUGUGGCGGGCUCCUGCUGCCCUGCCUUGGACGAAGAGCUGCAGCCGUGUUGCCCGGGCUUCAAAGAGCAGCAACUCUUUGAACCGUGCAUAGGUAUCAACGGGCGAAGCCCAUGUCCCAGCGAUAGCACCUGCUGCAGUGGCAGCUGCUGUGUCGGGAAAGCCGUGUGCUGUGGAAAAACCUGCUGUACACAGGAGUCCAGCUGCUGCAAAGACAGCCUGGGGGACGAUGUGCUGCUUGGGCUGUUCAAGCUUGCUCACUGAUCUCAGUGUGACAGUACUUGGGUGUUGGUGCAGUGUUGAUGCUGGUAAGUGAUAAGUGGAUAAUAAUAGUGGAUAAUAGGGGUGAUAUCAACAGUAUCCCAACUUAUGGGGGUUAUUUCACCAUGGUUAUACCAUGUUAUACCUAUAAAAACCCCAAUCAUCAGAGGUUUGAGACUGGUGGCCUUGCCCCUUAUUUCACCAAGGUGUGGGCCGCCCUCCUGCGAUUUGCCCGGCAUGGAGAAGCAGGAAGAGAUCCUGCUGGACAAUCUGGUGUGACAGCUGGCCACUCUGUUCCCAGUGACUUGCCAAUGCCAGGUGG
Messenger RNA from Cladocopium goreaui, 790 nucleotides. NCBI's taxonomy places the organism in Eukaryota, Dinophyceae, Suessiales, Symbiodiniaceae. The record is from the annotation of a GenBank genome assembly.